Bombina bombina (fire-bellied toad) is the source of this 3797-nucleotide messenger RNA. Its product is annotated as adhesion G protein-coupled receptor E1. The coding region runs from base 120 to 3254 and encodes 1044 amino acids. Gene Ontology annotation, biological process: cell surface receptor signaling pathway; adenylate cyclase-activating G protein-coupled receptor signaling pathway. NCBI's taxonomy places the organism in Eukaryota, Metazoa, Chordata, Amphibia, Anura, Bombinatoridae. Gene Ontology annotation, cellular component: membrane. Gene Ontology annotation, molecular function: G protein-coupled receptor activity; calcium ion binding. The record is from RefSeq and is a predicted model, not a curated record. The transcript is spliced from 25 exons.
CCUCUCUGUCUCUCUCACUUUCUUUCUCAGACUAACCUAUCAUUGCUCUGUCAGAGGAAGGAGAAAUUUGUUAACUAAUCUCUGAUGUUAUCAGACUGUGGUUACAAAGGAGUAAAUAGAUGAGACCUUCAGGAUGGUGCCUACUGAGUGUUGUCUGCUUGUUACAUUUCUGUCUAUUUGCGGCUGGUGUACAACUUAUACCUGAGAAGUUCAGAAAUCGUCCCCAAUGUCUCGGUAACAGCAGUCUGUGCCCAAGUAACGCAUUCUGUGAGAAUAGCCAAUGGGGUGACUUCUGCAUUUGUAAUGAUGGAUACUACAACUACAAGGACAGCCACGUAGUCACAUAUCCCGGGGGAAGCUGUUUAGAUGAUUCUUUAUUUAAGUGUAAAGAUGCUUCAGAUUGCCCUGCAGGUUCGGAUUGCAAUAAGAAGUGUGUCUGUAGGAAAGGCUCUGUAUCUAACCUCGGGUCAGAAUAUGUCAUGAAAAAUGGAACUUGUAAAGAUGCCGAUGAAUGUCUUUAUCAAAGCACAUGUCCUUAUCCUGCUAUUUGCAUUAAUACCGUGGGAAGCUUUAUCUGCGAAUGCCCUAGGGAAUAUACAAACUCAUACAGAAUGCACAACAGCAAGAAUGUGACAGUAUGCGUAGAUAUAGAUGAAUGCGCACAAUCCCCUCCCCGCUGCCCGGAUCCAGCUACAUGCGUGAACACUGUAGGGAACUUCUCCUGUAUCUGUCCUAUGGGGUUUCAGUCGUCCAUUUGUGCUAGUACAGCAUAUACAUAUCCAACAACAUCCCCUGUUAUAGAUGAAUGCAUAUUAGCGCCUCCUCUCUGCAUCCCUCCCGCUGUGUGUACCAAUACUGCAGGUAACAUCUCCUGCACCUGCCCAAGAGGGUACACUAAAAGUUUUGAUGGAUAUUUAAAUCAGACAACGUGCACUGAUAUAGAUGAAUGCUCCAGCUCACCGUCCCCCUGCAUCCCUCCUGCCACUUGCAGUAAUACUGUCGGCAGCUUCUUCUGUAACUGCUCAGAGGGGUAUACAUUGUCCAAUAGCUCUGGUGGCUCCGUGAAUCACACAACGUGCACUGAUAUAGAUGAAUGCUUCAGCUCACCGUCCCCCUGCAUCCCUCCUGCCACUUGCAGUAAUACUGUCGGCAGCUUCUUCUGUAACUGCUCAGAGGGGUAUACAUUGUCCAAUAGCUCUGGUGGCUCCAUGAAUCACACAACAUGCACUGAUAUAAACGAGUGCUUCAUCUCACCACCACCCUGCAUCCCCCCUGCGACCUGCAGUAAUAUUGCAGGCAGCUUCUUCUGUUACUGCCCAGUGGGGUAUACAUUGUCCAUUAGCUCUGGUGGCUACAUGAAUCAGACAACCUGCACAGAUAUAGAUGAGUGCUCCCUCUCACCGUCCCCCUGCAUCCCCCCUGCAACCUGCAGUAAUAUUGAAGGCAGCUUCAUCUGUAACUGCCCAGAGGGGUAUACAAUGUCCAUUAGCUCUGCUGGCUCCAGGAAUCUGACAACCUGCACUGACAGAUGUAAAUUGGAUUCCAAAGAGAACGAAGAGCUAGAGAAAUGUAGAACACAAAACUUAAAGAACCCAUUUUGCUUACAUCUGAAUUCAGUUUUAAAGCUUUGGAAUUCAUCCUGCCAAGGAAAUCAGACAGAGUUUAUCAGUCUGCAGAAUCUAACAGAGAAUGUCUCCAAUAUCCUCAGGGAUUCCUCCUCUUUGUCCAACAUAAGCUCUUCUGAACUCAGGGUAGUUGUUAACUCUUUGUUGAACAGUGUGGAAUCUUCUGCGCUAACAUCUUUCAUACAAACUCCUCGGGAUGAGAAAUUCAAAACCGCAGAACUUGAGGUUCAGACAAAGGUAUCCAGGAACAGCUGCAUACCUGAAACUAACUUCAUGCAUUUGACCGUUGGCAACAGUACUAUGAACGUGUCAUGCCUUUUUUUGCCCAAUCAUACAGAUGGUGCCAUCUUUAUCUCAUACACAAACUUAGGAUCCCAUUUUAGUACAAAUAACCUUCAGAAUCAAAGUAACAUUGGUGAGUUUGAUGCUAAAGUGAUGAACUCACACGUGGUGACUGGAACCAUCACAAGCCAAAACAAGAUUAAUAUGAAUCCCCCAGUAACGUUCUACUUACAACACAUACAGGAACCUGAUCCCACUCUCACCCCUUUGUGUGUCUUCUGGGACCCUGACUUGCGUGCGUGGUCUCUCGAUGGUUGUGAAGUGGGAAAGACCAAUGUCAGCCACACUCUGUGCACCUGCUCCCACCUCUCAAGCUUUGCCAUUAUCUUGGCACACAGACCAAUCAAGGAAGAUUAUGGUUUGAUUCUGCUGUCUCACAUUGGCCUGAGCAUAUCUCUCGUCUGCCUGCUCCUGUCUAUCCUCACGUUCCUCCUGUGCCGUUCCAUACGAAGCGCACACACCUCCAUUCUGACUGUAUUGUGCGGGUGUCUUUUUCUGGGACAGCUUCUUAUUCUUGUAGGUCUGAAGCAAACCUCAAAUAAGAUUCUUUGUUCAGUGAUUGCCGGCAGCCUUCACUUCCUACUUCUCUGUGCUUUUUGCUGGAUGUCUCUCGAGAGUAUUCUCCUCUUCUUGACCGUUCGGAACCUGCGUGCUGUGAAUUAUAUGACAUCUCAACGAUCUCAUUUCCCUUAUGUCUGUAUGCUUGGAUUUGGGGUACCUGUUAUCAUUGUCUCUAUCUCUGUUGGAAUGCGAUGGAAGGAAUACGGAACUGAUGAACAUUGCUGGCUAAGUCUGAAUGCUAUUUGGAGUUUCCUAGGGCCGGUCUGUGUGUUCAUAUCAAUGAACACCAUUCUCUUAAUCCUUACAUUCUUACUCCUGCGGGCGAAGCUUGCAUCUCUGAAUACAAAUGUUUCAACCCUUAAGGACACUCGGUUGUUAACAUUUAAGGCCUUUGCGCAACUGUUUAUCCUGGGCAGUGCUUGGAUCUUUGGAUUUUUCCAGAUUGGAAGAGCAUCCUUGAUUUUCUCUUACCUCUUCACGGGCCUCAACAGCUUGCAGGGAGCAUUCAUCUUCCUUGUGCAUUGUCUGCUCAACCGCCAGGUGAGGGAGGAAUACCGCAGAACUUUCCACAGACUUCAUAAGCACAAGGUCACUUCAGAUGGUGCAUCAAGCAGCACGUUUCCCAUGACGACUAAAUCUAGUGGUGUAACUGAAACAUCUAAGGCAGACAUUAUUUCAAGUCACCCUACAGAGGAGAAGUAUUCGGCCACAGUUCAGUGGACUUAAGGCUAUUUGGAAAACAUAAACUAAUUCAUUCAUGGAAUAUUUGGACUCAACCUUGUAAAUUGUAUCAAUAAUAUAGCACACACACAUAUAUACAUACACAUGCACACACGCAUAUAUACACAUGCACACAUGCAGGGCCGCCAUCAGGGGGUGACAGGGAUGACUCCUGUCAGAGGCCCAAUGGACCAGGGGGGCCCCAUGAGGCAAGAACAACUUAUUUUUAAAAAAAACAAUUGACAGCCACCAGAGGGUACUACAGCAGAGUGUUAUUGAGUGUGGGAAAUUUUAUUACAAGGAGUAAAGCAUUAGCAUUUGAGAGGAUUUCUGAGUGUGCACUAAACCACUAUGCACAGUGUAAGACAAACUUGGCACUUAAGUUUGUACAGUGUGUACCUGAGUCAGACGGCAGAUCACUUUCAUUUGCAGAGGAGGUAGGACUUACUUAGUAAAUGUUUUUUAUUUAUUUGUGCAAUUUCGGAUUGUAACUUCAGUGUGGUAGUAGUUGUAUGGUGGGGCCAGGGGUCCAUAAAAACCCUUUUUUUU